AUGUCCACCAGGGAGAUCGGGCCAUCAAGGAUUAUCAACUUCUGGUUUCCACGAAGCGUGGAAGAGUCCCCUGAGGUGGCAGUAGCCACUAACUAUUCCCCCGAGGCGGGGGUGGCAACUCGGAGAGCUCCAGAAGUGGCGGUGGCUGCUCACAAUCCCCCUGAGGCGGUGGUGUCCGCUCACGAUUCCCCAGAGGUGGCGGUGGUUGCUCAGAGUGCUCCAGAGGCGGUGGUGUCUGCUCACGAUUCCCCAGAGGUGGCGGUGGUUGCUCAGAGUGCUCCAGAGGGGGUGGUGGCUGCUCAUGAUUCCCCCGAAGUGGCGGUGUCUUCUCACGAUUCCCCCAAGACGGUGUCCGUUCUCAGUUCCCCUGAAGCAUUGGCGGCGUCCGCUCACAGUUCCCCUGAGGUGGCAGCGGCGGCGGCGUCCGCUGACAAUUCCCUGGAGGUGGCGUCUGCUGACAGUUUCCCAGAAGCAGCGGCGGCGUCUGCUCACAGUUCACCUGAGGCAGUGGCAGCGGCAUCCAUUCACAAUUUCCCCGGGGUGGCAGCGGAGUCCGCUCUCAGUUCACCCGAUGUGGUGAUGGUGUCCGCUCUCAGUUCCCCAGAGGCGGUGGCGGCAUCUGCUCUCAGUUCCCCCGAGGCGGCACCACUCUGUCUGGCUGUAUUAAUUGUGAUUUGUUAA
This is a messenger RNA of Carassius auratus (goldfish), 681 nucleotides long. Its product is annotated as antifreeze protein Maxi-like. Lineage: Eukaryota; Metazoa; Chordata; Actinopteri; Cypriniformes; Cyprinidae. The transcript has a single exon. The record is from RefSeq and is a predicted model, not a curated record. Bases 1 to 681 code for a protein of 226 amino acids.